This is a messenger RNA of Dendronephthya gigantea, 1622 nucleotides long. Its product is annotated as TNF receptor-associated factor 5-like. Gene Ontology annotation, molecular function: zinc ion binding; protein binding. Bases 303 to 1622 code for a protein of 439 amino acids. The record is from RefSeq and is a predicted model, not a curated record. The transcript is spliced from 6 exons. Lineage: Eukaryota; Metazoa; Cnidaria; Anthozoa; Malacalcyonacea; Nephtheidae.
GAUCUCGCUCCAGAACUUGAUCACGCUCCAGAACUUGAUCACGCUCCAGAACCUGACCACGUUUUGAUCAAGACCUAAAAUUGAUUUAAAUUUCAAAAGGGUUUUGAUUAAGACCUCCGCAGGUUUCAGAAUACGCCGUAGGAAUUGAUAUAAGAUGUUUAGGAAGCAAUAAGUACUUCGCUACGUCCUAGAAUUUGCAUGAUUCAAUUUAGUCUGUUUUAAAGUCGAGUUAGACAUGGUUUUACUUUAUUCUUUUCCUAAGAGGCACUAAAACAUCCCAGAUUUUGCCAAAGAUCAUAUUCAUGGCAGCGAGAUGGGAAGAUGAUUUGCAAGGUUAUGACGUGGGUCGUUUUCAAGGAGAAGUCAACGAAGAUCUGCUUUGUUCCAUUUGUCAGGAAGUUCCAAAGGAUCCCAGACUUUGCCAACACAAAGAUCAUAUAUUUUGUUUCGCUCAUAUAUCACGACAUCUCGUUCAAAACUCUCAAACAUGUCCAGUUUGCAGAGAUCCUCUGACUCAAGAAACCUUGAGACGACCAACAGGAUUUCUGAAGAAUUAUUGGGAAGGUCUGAAAAUCAAGUGUGAUCAUCAUGAACGAGGAUGUCCUGACUACGUUCGUCUGGAACAUCUUUCAAAACAUGUCGAGGAAUGUGGAUAUGCUCCUGUCAUGUGUCGUAAUGAAGGAUGUGAUACAGAGGUAAAUAGAAGAGAUAUUGAAACUCACGAGAAAAAUUCCUGUCAAUUCAGAAUGGACAAAUGUCACGACUGUAAAGAUAUCAAGGAAAAUGUGGAUGAAACAAAUGUUCGAAUGGCUGCGAUAGAAAGAAAUCAGGAUGAAAUGAAAAAAAACGUGGAUGAAAUGAAGGCAAGUCAGGUUCAAACGAAUGUUCAAAUGACUGCGAUUAGAUGUAAACAGGAUGAGAUGAAGAGUAAUCAGGAUGAAAUGAAAAAAAAUCAGGAUGAGAUGAAGAAAAACGUGGAUGAAAUUAAAGCAAGUCAGGUUCAAAUGAAUGUUCAAAUGACUGCGAUUGGAAACAAACAGGAUGAGAUGAAGAGAAAUCAGGAAGAGAUGAAGCAAAGUAUGAACGAGAUGAAAGAACAGUUUGAGAAAAUAAUGAUGAUGAUGAACCAAACAUUUCAAAGAAAUAAUACAAACAAGAAUGGUGCUAGCGCUAUGAAUCAGACAGGUCCAGUCAACAAUCAAGAUGUUAUUAUUAUUGGUGGUCGGUAUGGCUCAGGAAGUGGCGAGGUAUUAAAUACAGUCGAGAAAUACAACAUAGUAGAAGGAAAGUCAACUCCGCUGCCACGAUUGAAUCAUCCUCGAACAGCAUCAGUAUCGUGUGUUUACAACAAUGACGCUUUUGUCGUUGGUGGUUACGAUGGUAAAGGAGCAACUGACACGAUCGAAGUUUUGAGGAUGAACCAACAUCCUUUUCGAUGGACAAUGUUUUAUGGUAAACUGCCUGUCAAAUUAUCUGGUCAUGACGUCAUAGUUCAUCAAGGAAAAUUAUUCACAAUAGGAGGAUAUGACGGGAAUGAAAGAAAAAUAUCGAAUGCCAUUUAUGAGAUCGCUCUUACCCCACCUUAUACUGCCAAGCUGCUGACGAGAAUGCAUCAGGAAUAA